GCGGAGCGGGCGCAGGCGCGGAGCCCCGCGGGAUGCGGGCGCUGCUGAGGCGGCUGCACGGCGCGGCCGUGGCGCUGCUGCUGUGGCGGGGCCCGGCCGCGUCCCCGGCCCGUCCCGCCGCCUCCGAGGUGCUGAGCCAGCACCUGCGGCAGCGCCGCCUGCCCCACUGGACCUCGUUCUGCGUCAAGUACAGCGCGGUGCACAACGACCAGUUCGGCCUCUCGCACUUCAACUGGCCCGUGGACGGCGCCAAUUACCUGGUGCUGCGCACCGGCUGCUUCCCCUUCAUCAAGUACCACUGCUCCCGCUCCGCGCCGCAGGACCUGGCGCUGCAGGACGCCUUCUUCACCGCCCUCAAGGUGCUCAACGCCGGCAUCCCAACUUUACUGUAUGGAAUUGGCUCCUGGUUCUUUGCCCGUGUCACAGAGACUGUUCACACCAGCCAUGGCCCAGUCACAAUUUAUUUUCUAAAUAAAGAAGAUGAAGGAGCCAUGUACUGAACUGAGUAUCUGUCCUCUGGUGGGCUCUGUGCUACAAACACCUGCUGCUUUUGACUAAAAACAACUAAAAAACCUUGGUUUUUACACUGUGUUCUCAUACUGUGCUGUUUCAGGAAGCUGUUGGGACUUUGUGGUCGUGAGAGAUUUAUUUUUGCAGAGGUCUGUGAAGUUGAAGAAUUAGAGUUUCUGAGGGUAUGUCUGGAAGUCAGGGACUGCUGGACAAACCUGUGAUGAUUUAAAGAGAUGCAUUUAUCAACUUGGAGAACUGAGUUGUGGCCUGUGGGCAAGGAAACUGUGAAUUUUCAGAAGUCUUUUCUCCCUGAAAAGAUAAAGCUGCUCAGGUGUAGAUCCUGUCUAGGUAUUUCAUAAUGAAUUAAUUGUCACAGGUGUAACUGUGAUUGAAUCUGUGAUCACAAUCACCUGGAAGAGCCUUUGGGGGAAAAAAAAAGAACAACCCCACCCUAAAAGAAGUGCAAAAUGGCUGUAUCACAUUUCUUGAAAUGAUAUUUAAAUAAAAUAUCCAAAAUACAUUUGGUGCUUGUA
Poecile atricapillus (Black-capped chickadee) is the source of this 1043-nucleotide messenger RNA. RefSeq names its product chromosome 11 C15orf61 homolog (gene C11H15orf61). Bases 33 to 500 code for a protein of 155 amino acids. The record is from RefSeq and is a predicted model, not a curated record. Lineage: Eukaryota; Metazoa; Chordata; Aves; Passeriformes; Paridae. The transcript has 2 exons.